AAGAAUUUCAGGAGCGUGAUAGCGGGUGGGCGCUGUCGCGUAUACACAACUUGACUAUUAACGUGAACAAAUGCAAUCCUAUGCGCGCGGGAUGCCAUAUAGACAUGCCAGAAGUGGUAAAACGAAAGAAAGCGGUGAUCAACGUACAAUCCAUGGACAAUGCAUGUUUCGCGUGGUCGGUGGUCGCUGCUCUCUAUUCCAACUGAAAGACACGCGGAGCGCGAGUCGUCGUAUCCGCAUUACAGUGAUGUGUUAAACCUGCGAGACAUUCCAAUGCCAAUGACAUUAAGUGGUAUCAAAAAGUUUGAACAAUUGAACAGUAUUUCCAUCAAUGUAUACAGCAUCGAUGAAAAGAACAAUUGUGAACGCGCAAUCGUACCGCUACGAGUUGCUGACGAGAAGAAGGAGAAGCACGUGAACCUAUUAUACCUGCAAGAUCAGGGGGGUGCCGACGUGGGUCACUUCGUCUGGAUAAACAAUUUAUCUCGCCUCGUCAGUUUUCAACUCAGCAAGAAGGAGCACAAAAAGCACAUUUGCGAUCGGUUAGUAUCAAUAAAAUUUGUGAAAAAUUGUUUUAUUUGAAAAAAUAUAUAUAAAAAUGUUUGUCUUUCCAGAUGUUUGCACUACUUUAGCUCCAACGUCAAGUUGCAAGCCCACAGCGUAGACUGUCAACAGCUAAAUGACUGCGCGAUCAUAUUACCCAGCGAGGAGGACAAGUGGCUCAGUUUUAACAAUCACAGUAGAAAAGAACGUGUGCCGUUUGUCGUCUACGCCGACCUUGGAGUGUAUCCUGAAAAAGAUGAAUACGAAUCCGAAGACAUAUCAGCACCAUGAAGUAUUUAGUAUCGCUUAUUACCUGCACUGCUCAUACGACGACUCGCUAUCAACAUAUCAGUUUCGUCGUGACAUGGAUUGCAUCGCAUGGUUCGCUGACCAACUAGAAGAAUUAGCAUAUAUCGUGUAAAGAAUAUUCUGUCGAGUAAUGUUCCCAUGCAAACACUUUCGAAAGAACAGUAUGAGAAAUUUAAUAGCGCUAUGCACUGUCACAUAUGCGAGAAACCGUUCACGCCAGACGACACUCGGGUGCGCGACCAUUGUCAUCUAACCGGACAAUAUAGAGGCCCUGCACAUUCAAAUUGUCCCUAUCUAAAAAAGGCAUGUAAGUCGAUUAGUCGCAUAUCUCGAAGUAUUGUUGCCGCUUUUCCGCGAUGCUGAUUGGCUGUCUCGCUUGUGCGAUACGAUACAUGUGUAUUGACAGUUUGAAGGUUGACGGCUUAUAUAAAGGUUAAUAGAAAAAGAAGAGAGGAAAAGAAGAGAGAAAAAAGGAGAAAGGAGACAAGACAAGUAAGUAAUAUAUUGUGUUGUCUAUAUACAGGGUGUUUCAGGGUUAAAUGUCCUAACUUAAAAUAUGAACUUAGGACCUCAAAACAAGAAAAAAUUUUCCUCUGGAGAUAUGUCCGUAAACGCUUUGUUUAAGAGAUAUUGAAACAUCUAAAAUUACGAAUAGGAAUGAUAAAUUUAUUAUACGAUUGCUAAUAGAAAC
Molecule: messenger RNA, 1543 nt
Organism: Vollenhovia emeryi
Lineage: Eukaryota; Metazoa; Arthropoda; Insecta; Hymenoptera; Formicidae
Exons: 1
Coding region: 160-582 (140 amino acids)
Source: RefSeq, a predicted model, not a curated record